AAAUUUUAUCUAAACUACCUACCCCAGAAUUAGCUUAUUGGUCAUUUCACAUACUCAAUCACCUUUAAGCUAUCAGCUAUUUACCAAACACUUUUAUAUAAUCAGUUAAUACAAUAAGUUAGUCAAAUCAGUUAAUAAAAUCAGCCAGUCAAAAUCAGCUAACUCAAUCAGCUUCAACUUCAGCUUUCAGCUUUCUCCCAAACAGGGCCAUAGUUCAAUUAAAGUAAAAAAAAUUAUAAUGACCCGGGCUAUCGCUCGCCAAUAACUAGUUUCAAUCCUAAAUCUCAACGGCUCAUCUUUAUGUAUUCCCAAUUUUCCACCACAUACACACACAUACUUUGCAAGAAAAAGAGAACAACAAUGGCACUCUGUAGUCACUCCACACUAACAGCAUCAGCAAUGAUUCACACCAGGUGUUUCAGCGCUUCAAAAGAAACCAAUCUUUCAAAACCCUCUUUGAAGCUUCCCCUUUUCUGGCCAUGGCAAAAGGUCAAAGUCGGCCCUCUUAGUGUUUCUCCAAUGGGGUUUGGUACCUGGGCAUGGGGGAAUCAACUCUUGUGGGGUUACCAAGAAUCAAUGGACGAUGAGCUUCAACAGGUUUUCAAUCUUGCUGUUGAUAAUGGCAUCAAUCUUUUUGAUACUGCUGAUUCUUAUGGAACUGGGAAAUUAAAUGGGCAAAGUGAGAAGCUUUUGGGCAGAUUUAUUCGUGAAUAUAAAGGGAAGAAAGGAGUGCGGGAUAAUAUUGUAAUUGCAACAAAGUUUGCUGCAUAUCCAUGGCGAUUAACUCCGGGACAAUUUGUGAAUGCUUGCAAGUCUUCUCUAGACCGAAUGGAACUUGAGCAGAUUGGAAUAGGGCAACUGCAUUGGUCAACUGCAAAUUAUGCUCCAUUGCAAGAGAUGGCUCUUUGGGAUGGAUUAGUAGCAAUGUAUGAGAAGGGGUUGGUUCAAGCUGUUGGUGUAAGCAAUUAUGGUCCUAAGCAACUUGAAAAGAUUUAUACAUAUCUCAAUAAUAGAGGAGUUCCUCUAUGCUCUGCUCAGGUGCAGUUUUCUUUGUUAAGCUUGGGAGAUGAGCAGAUGGAGGUCAAAAAUAUGUGUGAUUCUUUGGGCAUCCAGUUAAUUGCAUAUAGUCCUUUAGGGCUUGGGAUGCUUACUGGAAAAUAUACUCUUUCAAAUUUGCCAAGUGGGCCCAGGUCCCUGCUGUUCCGGCAAAUCCUCCCAGGACUGGAACCUUUGCUGCGUUGUUUGAAUGCAAUAGCUAGUAGGCGUCAGAAAACAAUGAGUCAAAUAGCAAUUAACUGGUGCAUCAGCAGGGGUACAAUUCCCAUACCGGGUGUCAAAACUAUCAGACAAACCCAGGAAAAUUUGGGUGCACUUGGUUGGCGUCUCAGUAAGGAUGAAAUAACUCAAUUGGAAGAUGCAGCACUCCAAUCUCCUAGAAAGAUGAUCCAGAAUGUAUUUCAGACCAGGUAAUCCCAAUUUCUUGCUUCCAAUUACAUGGCGAAAAUUCCAGAAGAUGGUACCCAUCAUUUUGAUUAAGGUAUAUACUUCGUAGUUCGUAUAUGUUUAGGGGACUAUCAGCAAGCAAAGAAGACUUGCAUUUUGAUGUCAAAAGCAGAAGCUUGGAGAUUGUUGUGGGAUUUUUCUUCGAAAUCAUCCGAUCGUGUG
This is a messenger RNA of Chenopodium quinoa (quinoa), 1665 nucleotides long. RefSeq names its product pyridoxal reductase, chloroplastic-like. The record is from RefSeq and is a predicted model, not a curated record. Gene Ontology annotation, cellular component: cytoplasm. The transcript has 10 exons. Bases 301 to 1470 code for a protein of 389 amino acids. NCBI's taxonomy places the organism in Eukaryota, Viridiplantae, Streptophyta, Magnoliopsida, Caryophyllales, Amaranthaceae.